Brassica oleracea var. oleracea is the source of this 1029-nucleotide messenger RNA. RefSeq lists its product as uncharacterized. The coding region runs from base 1 to 1029 and encodes 342 amino acids. NCBI's taxonomy places the organism in Eukaryota, Viridiplantae, Streptophyta, Magnoliopsida, Brassicales, Brassicaceae. The transcript has a single exon. The record is from RefSeq and is a predicted model, not a curated record.
AUGAGUGUCAAGCUCAUUUUUUGGAAUGUUCGAGGCCUAAAUGACCCGAACAAGCAUAGAUCCUUUGUAUCUUGGCUAAAUACUAAUAAACCACUUUUUGGAGCCCUCUGUCCUACCUGGAAAUUCUACUCGAAUCAUAACUCUGAUCCUGAUGGUCGGAUCAUCCUAAUCUGGGGAGACACUCUCAACGUCCAGAUCCUCUCUCAAAGCUGUCAGUGCAUCACAUGUAAACUAUGCUUCCCGAACCAACAAUCUACUUACUACUCAGCUCUCUACGCUUCGAACUUAAGCUCUGAUCUGGCUGAUCUAUGGAGAGAACUCAUCCAUCUCCAAUCAACUCUUGAUUUAGACAACAACAGCUGGAUCCUAGGAGGAGACCUAAAUCAGAUAAUCCAUCCAAUGGAACAUUCUGAUCCUGAUAUCACUGUCCCUGACUAUCUCAUGUUUCAGCUGCGAGAUUGUUUCACUCAACUGGGGCUCUUCGAUCUUCGAUUCAUUGGUCCCACUUUCACUUGGAUCAAUUCUCAUCCCUCAUUCCCAAUCCCUAAGAAAUAUGAUAGACUGAUGGUGAACAACUCAUUUGUUGCUUCCUUCCCCCAUGCCAUAUCCUCCUUCCUCCCUCCCUUUUUCUCAGACCACUCACCCUGUGUACUUGACCUAGCUUUUAGCCUUUCUUUAGCUGGUUCCAAACCCUACAAGUUCCAAAAUUACCUCAUCAAACACCCUGGUUUCAUUCAGCUUCUACAAGAUGCAUGGAUUCGUACUGGAAACGUGUGUCAAACUCUACCACAAAUGUGUUGGAAGCUAAAACAAAUCAAGAGUGCUCUAAACCUUUUAAGCAAAGAUAAUUACUCUAAAAUUCAAGAGAGAGUGAGCGAAACUAACAGUUUGUUGCAAAUUGCGCAUGUCCAAGCUCUGCAAAACCCAUAUCAUGCCAUGUUCCAAGCUGAGAGAGACCUGCAUCAAAAAUGGAACUUCUUACGAGAGAUCGAGGAGAUGUUUUUCAGGCAAAAAUCAAGGAACAAUUAA